GCGUAUUCCCUCCCUUUCUCUCUCUAAAAACUUCUCUCAAAACCCUGAAAACCCUCAAGAUUCGCAACCAUGGAUUGGGUCCGAGGCAGAGAGAUUGGCCACGGCGGCUUCGCCACCGUCCACCUCGCGGCGCCCGCCGAGACCUGCCCCUCCGACCGCCCUCCGUUGAUGGCCGUCAAGUCCUGCGACGCGGCCCUGUCUUCCUCCCUCAGGCACGAGAGGCGGGUCCUGAGCGAACUCGGCGACUGCCCGCGGAUCGUCCGCUGCUUCGGCCACUCGCUUACUUCUGAGCGCAGCGGCCAGGAGCUCUACAACGUCCUCCUCGAGUACGCCGCCGGCGGCAGCCUCGCCGACCGCCUGAAGUCCAGGGGGAAGCCCCUCUCGGAGGCCGAGAUCAGACGCCACACGAGGUCGAUCCUGGAGGGCCUGGAGUUCGUCCACUCCAAAGGGUUCGUCCACUGCGACGUCAAGCUCCAGAACAUCCUCGUAUUCCCCAACGGCGGCGACGAAGUCAAGAUCGCCGACUUCGGCCUCGCGAAGAGAGCGGAUGAGCGGUUGCUGAAGGGCAGGAAACAGGGUGGACUCGAGUGGCGGGGGACGCCAAUGUACAUGGCGCCCGAGUCGGUGAACUGCAACGAGUACGAGCCGGCCUCGGACGUCUGGGCGCUCGGAUGUGCGGUGGUGGAGAUGGCGACGGGGAGGCCGGCGUGGGGGUCGCGAGCCGAGUCGAACGCGUACGCCCUUAUGAUCAGAAUCGGAGUCGGAGACGAAAUCCCGGAGAUUCCCGAGGGACUGUCGGAGCAGGGGAAGGACUUCUUGAUGAAGUGCUUCGCAAAGAACCCAGAGAAGAGGUGGACCGCCCGUAUGCUCUUGAAGCACCCCUUCCUUGCAUUCGACGACGAGGUUGUAAGAAACUGCGGAGAAGUCGAAUUCGUGGAUUCCUCUCCGAGGUGCCACUUCGAUUUCCAAGACUGGGUUUCGAUGCAAUGUUCAAGAACGAGUUGGGAAGCGGGCUCGCUUUGGUCCUCCUCGGAUAUGGAUUCUGAUCCGUCGUUCGUCGGAGAGCACGCCACGUCGGAGAUCUGGUCGGAUUCUUCAUCAGCGAUUAAUCGGAUUGGCAAGUUGGCGAGCCCGGAGAAGCCUAAUUGGGAAGGUUCCGGGGGUUGGGUCGCCGUUCGAUGAUUGGAAUUCGUCCAAUUCCGAAAGCAGAGUCAGCACAGCUAGGAACAGAGCAGAGUUCUUGGAUGAUUGUUUUUGGUUCGAUCCGAGGGUUCUGCUUCAAUCGAUUCGUUUUCUUUUUCUACGACUGUGAAUAUUGAUUCGGUUAUUCCAGACAAGAAAUGU
Molecule: messenger RNA, 1344 nt
Organism: Eucalyptus grandis
Lineage: Eukaryota; Viridiplantae; Streptophyta; Magnoliopsida; Myrtales; Myrtaceae
Product: mitogen-activated protein kinase kinase kinase 18-like
Exons: 1
Coding region: 70-1182 (370 amino acids)
Biological process (GO): protein phosphorylation
Molecular function (GO): ATP binding; protein kinase activity
Source: RefSeq, a predicted model, not a curated record